This is a messenger RNA of Adineta steineri, 4215 nucleotides long. Lineage: Eukaryota; Metazoa; Rotifera; Eurotatoria; Adinetida; Adinetidae. The record is from the annotation of a GenBank genome assembly.
AUGAAAAUACCAAGUAAAGAGGAUCUACGUCGUCUCUUUAACUUUCUCAAAUCUCACCUAUAUCGAUUGAAUUUAUUCAAUACUGCCAGCGAAGAUGAACCUAUUAUAGAAAAUGAACGUCGAUCAACUCGUCUUUACUUAGUUCUUCUCGUGACAUCAAUGAUGAUUUUUCUUGCAUAUUAUAGUGCUGUAUUUUUUACAGAAGACAUUUUCAUUUCAUCUCCUUCAUUAAUUGAAUAUGAUCGUAUACAAAAAGAAGCUUCAUUACAGUGUCCGUGUACAAAUAUCGCAGUAAAGUAUGAAGUAUUUACUGAGGUUGUACCCACUUAUCAUCAAUUGUGCGAAAGUGCUCUCGUAUCAGAUGAAUGGAUUAAUCGUUUGUUUCGUUUAUAUGAGCAAAGUUGGAACAAUUCAACUCCAAUUGACUUUCGUCGAAUAGGUGUAUUUCAGUUUCAAACACUUCGUUCGCUCUGUGAAUUAGCAAACGACACAAUCAGCAGGAGUCUUCAAUCAUUUAAUUACAACAAUUUUGUUCAAUCUCUACUAGUUUCACCAGACAUUUUUGAAGGUCAAAUCGGCUCCUUUAUCAAAGAGUUCAUCGAAGAAACACCCAAGACAUUUCUAAGAGCAUUUAACUUUAUGCAAGAUACAACAGCACAGAGUUUGUUCAUGGCUGGUGCCUCAAUUACAAGUGUUCGACCAGUUACACAAUAUACGAUAAAAGAAUUCGUGCGCGGUAUUGUUCCUUAUCCUGGAGUCAACUACACAUUUACAGAUAAUUCCACCUGUGUCUGUUCAAGUUCAACUGCUACUACCUGUAUGGGUCUGGCAACAUUUGAUAAUAAUGUCCUACCUGGUUUCCAAACUGGUUGUUAUAUGUUAAAUGCAUUGAUGAAUUCUACUCUCGAAGCAUUCGACAAUCAGACAUUAAUCAAUAGGCUGAAUAAUUCAUCACGAAGUUUUCAAAAACUCAAUUCAUCGAAUUCACACUGGAAAAUUGAAAAAUUACUUAGUCAAAUUAUUCCACGUUCAACAAAUGAAACUAUUCUUCGACAACAACGUCAUACAACUCGCUUAUAUUUAGUUUUGUUAUUAGUAACAUCGAUUACUCUGAUCUGCUAUGUGUUUCUUGAAUUUAUUACAAUCAGUAAGACUAUUGAAUCACCAUCGUUAAAAACUUUUACUCAAUUGAGUAAGGAAUAUCCAUUAACACUUGACUGUCCAUGUAGUCGAACUUCAUUCGAAUAUAAACAAUUUUUUUCUGAUAUUAAAGUUGAAUACCAUGAAAUCUGUUCAUCUGAAUUCAUUACUGCUCGUUGGAUCCAACUUCAAUUUGUCGAAUUUCCCACGAGAGUAUUUUGGAUCAACGAUUUUCGUUUUCAAUCUCAAAUGCAUUUUCAGCUUUUAUCUACACUUUGUCGUGUAGCUAAGCAAACUAUCGAAGACAACCUUCAAUCAUUUUAUCGAACAAAAUUCAUUACUCCUAAAGUUAUCGAUAAUUUUUCUUUUCAAAUCGAAUCUGAAUUAAUUCUUGAACAAUUCAAAAGAACAGUACCAGAAUCAUAUCGACGGACAUUACAACUAAUAGAAGCAAAUCCUGAAAUUAAUCAAUUGAUUGUACCACUCAGUUCUAUUUUUCGAUCCGACAGAGAUGUUCACAACAAAACGGUUUUUCGCUUAAAAUCUGAGGCAACUGCUCUAAAUGAUCGUCCUGUAUGUAUGGCCGGCGGAGAAGGCAAAAAUGAAGAUAAUUGCGAAUGUUCCUUUUUGCUACUUAACUAUUCCAACGAAUGUGUUCUAAAAACAUUUGUUUGGAACGAACAUGUCGAUCGAGACACUAUUCCAGGAAUGAGACUAACGGUAUCUCCUGUUCGCUCUGUUUUAAUAUCGACAUUAGAAUGUUUCUACGAUGCGACAUGUCUAUUUGGGAUUACACGUAAAAUUAAUUCGCUAGUUUCACCAACAAAUUUUUCAACACUUCGUUUAUCAUCGUUAACAAUGAACGAAAGUCAAUACGAUACAAUCGAUAUGUUGGCAAAGAAACUUUUUAUUCGAACAUGGUCUAAUAAUCAAAGCUCAUAUGAAUCUUAUUUUAAUCAAUGUCAUCCUUUAUCUUGUCAAUAUUCAUAUCUAGCCGCCAUGGUUGAGUGGUUACGUUGUUCGGCACGUAUCCACAAGAGUAUUGUUGAAUUUAGUAUCUUUCCUGCAAUUCCCUCUUCACAAACUCUAAAUAAUCUUCGUAGAAACCGACGAUUAACUCGAAUUUAUUUCACUUUGUUACUUAUAUCUUUAUUAAUCCUUGUUGUUUAUACAUCGCUAACAAAAGAAACAACAUCAGGUACUAUUGAAUCUCCAUCUAUAUCAAAAUAUUUGGAAUUAUAUAAUCAAUAUCCAUUAACAUUUCAAUGUUCCUACAGUAAUCUCGCAGUGAAAUAUGAAAAAUUUAUCAGACAGAUCGAACCUCAACGUCAUCCAAUUUGUUCGAGUGAUUUUUUUUCAUCCGAUCGAUAUGAUACUGUAUGGAUAUGGCUACAAAGAGAUUUCGUAACAGCACGUGUGAUCAUUCCUGAUGAAUUCGAUGUUCAAAUCAAUGGAUUUAUUGAAGAAUUUAAGAGAACAAUAAGCAAUGAACUGGUUUUGCUAUUCAAAUUAAUGCAAGUAACAAAUCUUGCAAAUCAACUAGCAACAACUCAAUCAUCCAACUGGGAAUUCAUUGUCAAUCAGAUCUAUAAUGUUUCUGCAGGAAUGAUAGUCAUCAAAUUAGUUGAUCGUAGAAGGAAAAGAAGAGUAGCACCAUAUCCAAAUAUAGCUGAGACCAACUCAGAUGAUGUCACUCUCAAUACUAUUCCGAAUGUUCCCAUUACAGCAAUCGAGAUCAAUGUUGAUCCAAUUCAAGAGCAAAUCGAACCAUCUAAUAAUCGAACUGAUCGAAUAAUUGGAAUCUGUCUAUGUCUAUUAGUUAUAGUUGCAAUAGUUGUAGCUUCAGUCAUUUCGACGGGAAAAAAAGAUACGAAAUAUAUACCAAUAACUACAUCAAUCACCACUUUAAUCACCACUACGGAAAUAACAAAAUCAACGACAACAUCAGCAGAAAAUAUUUAUAUGACUUUAAUGUAUCAAUCUGAAACUUAUCCCAUUGGUCGUGAUGCCAAGUCAUUUAUUCUACGUGAUUUAAAUGGCGAUUCAUUUUUAGAUUUAGCAGUAACAAACUAUGGAGAUGACACAUUUAGUAUUUUAUUUGGAAAUGGGAAUGGAACGUUCCGACCACAACAAGUUUAUUCAACCGGCGAUGAAAGUUACCCUUGGGGAAUAGCAUCCGGUGAUCUUAACAAUGAUACAUUUUUGGACAUAGCUGUAACAUUAACAAAAACUAACCAAAUAGUGAUCUUUUUCGGUACUGCAUUAAAUGGUUCAUUCAACAGAGUACCUCACACAAUGUUGAUUCCAUGCUCUACGGUUUAUCAACCUCGCCUACUAGAAGUUCGUGAUUUAAAUGGGGAUGGAUGUCUUGAUUUACUUUUUGAUUGCUACGAUCCUCAUUUUGGAGGUGAUUAUUUCGUCGCUGCACUGAAUCGUGGUAAUGGAUCUGAUUAUCAAUCUCAAUCUUUAAAUUUAGUCAAUACAUGGGAUAUCGAGUCAGUUGUUUUUGGUGAUUUUGAUCAUGACGGAAAAAAAAAUGACAUAGGUUUUUGUAGUGGUGAGAACAAAGUCUUUAUUUUUUCUGCUAUCAAUUAUGCAGAAGAUGACAAAUUCAAGUCUAAAGACUUCAGUGCUAAUAUUCACGGAAUUCCACAAUCAGUCAUUCGAGGUCGAUUCAACGAUGACGAUUUCGAUGAUAUAGCACUUGUUGCUCCUCAAUCUAAUGGAUUGCACGUUCUACUUGCUACAGGAGAUGGUAAAUUCUUACAACAAAUCUAUCAUAUAAACAAUUGUCCAAUAUCUGUAGUGCGAAUAAAUUUCAAUAAUGAUUCUAUUGAUGAUUUGGCUAUAUUACAUUCCAAUCAGACUAUUGGUAUAUAUCUCGGUACAAAACUUGGAAUAUUUUCUGAAGAGAAAAUUUCCUGUCAAGUUGGAGAAAAUUGUACCGAUCAAAGUUUUCGAUCGCUCAAAGUGGCUGAUCUAAAUCAAGAUGGGAAAGAUGAUUUGGUUGUGAUCGAUCCAAUUAACCGAACCAUUCAAGUUUUACUAAGUGCGAAUUGUAAUAAACAUUUUUAA